AUGGUGGAUUCAGCAAAAUAUCCAGCGUUAAUUCCCAAGACCUCUUCCCGAGCCCGACUUAUCAUCACUUCAAUUCAUCAAAAAAUGUUCCAUUAUGGCACUGAAUCGACUUUAGCUCAACUUACCCAACGUUAUUGGAUCCCAUCGGCGAGAGCACAAGUCAAGAGAAUCUGUCAAAGUUGCGUUAAAUGCAGAAGAGACCGAGGGCCAUCGUACAAUUGGCUUCCAGAUCCAGCGCCCCUUCCGGCAGACCGAGUCCGCGAGUCUUACCCCUUUGAAGUAACCGGCAUGGAUUACACCGGAGCAAUUCACAUUCGUAUCAAGAAAGAAGAGGAGUCAGUAUACAUUUUAUUAUUUACUUGUGGAGUGUCGAGGGCUAUUCAUUUGGAAGUGGUCGAAAACAUGACGAGCGGGGCCUUCAUCGAUGCGAUGCGUCGUUUUACGAGCCAUCAUUCCAUUCCCCAUGCGUCAACAUUUGUCAGCGCCUCAAAUAUUCUGAACAAGUUCUUUAAGCACCCUGACGUCGCAAAGGAGUUGGCCAACGAGCACCGUGGUAUGGAGGCUGGUGGGAGCGACUGA
Molecule: messenger RNA, 579 nt
Organism: Daphnia carinata
Lineage: Eukaryota; Metazoa; Arthropoda; Branchiopoda; Diplostraca; Daphniidae
Exons: 1
Coding region: 1-579 (192 amino acids)
Molecular function (GO): nucleic acid binding
Source: RefSeq, a predicted model, not a curated record